Molecule: messenger RNA, 2799 nt
Organism: Hemicordylus capensis (graceful crag lizard)
Lineage: Eukaryota; Metazoa; Chordata; Lepidosauria; Squamata; Cordylidae
Gene: MVD
Product: mevalonate diphosphate decarboxylase
Exons: 10
Coding region: 352-1590 (412 amino acids)
Biological process (GO): isopentenyl diphosphate biosynthetic process, mevalonate pathway; isoprenoid biosynthetic process
Cellular component (GO): cytosol
Molecular function (GO): ATP binding; diphosphomevalonate decarboxylase activity
Source: RefSeq, a predicted model, not a curated record
GAUGGAUGGGGAGAGCGAGGAGGCUGCUCUUCCGACGCACUCUAUUGGCUGAGAGUAGCAACUGGAGGAGGCGAGGCUGGCCCUGAUUGGGCCGGGCUGCAGCAGCUGGUGCUUCCCUGGCCAAUCCUGGGGAAGGCAGCUGUGCAGGGCAGGCGCACGUGGGAGGCUUGCAAGCUCGCCUCCCGCACUCCUUGCAACUGGGGCAGAGGGCGCUCCCUGGGCGGGCAAGAACGGCUAGGAGCCUCCCAGGGGGAGAAAGACAGGGUGCGUCUCUGACCGUUCUGCAGCUGCAGCUCCAGCUCAGCGGCAGCCCCUCUUGGCAGCUCCAGCCAGCCUCCCUUCUCCUCCCGCAUGGCUGAGGCAGACAAGCCCGCCUUGUCCGUCGUGACCUGCACGGCGCCUGUCAACAUCGCCGUGGUCAAGUACUGGGGGAAACGUGAUGAAGAGCUGAUCUUGCCUAUCAAUUCUUCUCUUAGCAUCACCCUGCACCAAGAUCAGCUCAAAACCACCACCACUGCUGCCAUCAGCCGGGACUUCAAAGAGGACCGCCUCUGGCUGAAUGGCCAGGAGGAUGACAUUGGACACCCUCGCCUCCAGUCCUGCCUGCGGGAGGUCCGCCGUCUGGCUCGCAAGCGGCGUAGCGCCAAUGGCAGCGGUGGUGACGAUGGCAGCAGCCGUGGUGACCCCCCACCCCUCAGCCUGGCCUACAGAGUCCACAUUGCCUCGGAGAACAACUUCCCCACGGCGGCUGGGCUGGCUUCCUCCGCGGCUGGGUACGCCUGCCUGGUCUACACGUUGGCCAAGCUCUACGGCGUGGAGGGCGAGCUCUCUGAAGUGGCCCGCCAGGGCUCAGGAAGCGCCUGCAGGAGCAUGUUUGGGGGCUUCGUGCAGUGGGUGAUGGGGCAGCAAGCCGACGGCAAGGACAGCAUCGCCCUGCAGGUGGCGCCGGAGACACACUGGCCCGAGCUGAGGGUCCUGAUUCUGGUGGUGAGUGCGGAGAAGAAGCCGGUGGGCAGCACGGCGGGGAUGCAGACCAGCGUGAAGACAAGCCUCUUGUUGAAGCACCGUGCCGAGGCUGUGGUUCCCGAGCGCAUGGCCCAAAUGAUCCAGCAUGUUCAGCAGUGCAACUUCGAGGGCUUCGCUGAGCUCACCAUGAAGGACAGCAACCAGUUCCAUGCUACCUGCCUGGACACUUUCCCCCCCAUCUUCUACCUCAACGACACCUCCAAGCAAGUGAUCGCCCUGGUGCAUCGCCUCAAUGCGCACUACGGCAAGACGAAGGUGGCCUACACUUUUGACGCCGGCCCCAACCCAGUCCUGUUCACCACGGAGGACACGAUGGACGAGUUGGUGGAGGUGGUGAGACGCAGCUUCCCUCCGGAGAAUAACGGAGGCCAAUUCCUGAAAGGUCUGCCGGCGAAAGCAGCCUCGCUGUCUGAGGAACUGGUAUCGGCGGUGGUGAGGGAUCCCAUGCCAGGAGCCAUCCGGUACCUGCUGCUCACCAAGCCUGGACCGGGGCCACUACUAGUGGAAGACGCAAGCUGCCAUCUCCUGGGAGCGGACGGGUUACCCCGAAGCAGCAGCAGCUGAGCAAAGAGGCUCCCUGUCCUUGUGGGGGCUGCAGCUGGAUCCGAGGCCGAAGAUUUGUGCAGGAAGCAGCCCCCUUAAACACCCCCCCCCACAAGAUGGGUGUGCAGAGGAGAGGCUGUCUCUUUAAGGGAACUGGGAAAGAUCUGGUGGUUAUUGGCAUGGGGAGUUGGUCUGGCCUUUCUUUUAUGGGUGGCGGCGGCUGUUCUUAUCAGGGGCUCCUCUGAGCCCAAAUCUUCCUGGGAAGCUUCCUCUCACUUGGUGCCUUUUCCUGACCUUUUCUGGGGGUUGGGAUUGCUCCCCUGUAGGAAAGGGAGGCUCAGCGGUAGAGCGCAGUUGGGCCAUUGCCGGUGGACCACCGAGUGCCUGCUGGGUGCUGAGAUCGGGGGUGGCCCUUUCAUGAGGCAAGGAGUGGCGGUCCCCCUCAGACGCCAAGAGGGCAGCAAGAUGCCACACACACCCCAGAGCAGCUCUUUGGACUGAUCUGGGCCUUGCACACUUUGAAAAGGGGCUGGCCCCCACCAAGGGGUCGUGAGGCAAGGCGGCAUCGGUGCCUUGUCCCAGGUGCUGCAGUGCCGAGAGCUUCCCCGGCUGGGAUUCUUGCAAAGAGAGCCAGACUGACAGACUCUGGCCUGCAAGCACCUCUUCUGCUCUGAAGCCAGAGGCUGCGCUCCGGGCCGCCAAGGCCUUUAAUGGUGGAGAGAGCCUAGGAAUGCACUCCCACUUGGUGACUCUCCAGCGCCUGCCCGGAGAGCCCCCCUUCCACCCAUUUGGCCCCAGCCCUAACCUGCCCUCCCCCAUUGCCUUGGAAUAGGGUUCCCCAACCUUGGGCCCCUGGAUGCUGUUGGGCUGUGGCUCUCCUCAUCCCAUUGUGGCUGGGGAUGAUGGGAGUAGUAGUCCAUCAGCACCUGGGGCUACCAAGCUGAGGACUCCUGCUGCCUUAGGCGGCCCCUGUCAACUUGCAGGAGAGAGACUCCGGGCCGGCUCCAUCAGACAAUGCCGUUGUGGCUGCAAUUCAGCAAGUCGGGAAUCCAAACGACUGUGCCGGCUUCCUCUGGCUCUCUGCGCUCUUUCUCACCGUUGCCCAGUUCCUGCCAUUCUCUUUGGCUCAAAAUCCCACUUGCGGUUCUUCUCUACAGUUUCAGUUUCAUUGUCGUGGUUGUCAUUUUUAAUGGAGGGUUUUAUUAAAAAAGAAAAGAAGAAAGUGAUGUC